AUGCUAUCUAAAAAAAUCUCUGAGUUUACGGACGGCAUUAGGUUAAACGGUGCUGUGCCUAGAGGAGUCUGUGUUAUCCUCGGGUUACCAGAAUCUGGCUUAUAUUUCGAUGCGUUUUAUCUCGUGUUCCGAGAGAUUAUCGUUAAAGGAUCGCUGCAUUGCCCCGUUAAUGAAGUUAAAGCAAUGAUUAAAUCUGUUUCUGAUAAUAGGGUCAUCAGCCAUCUUACCAUCCUGCCACUAGAGAAGGCUGAGGGCAUACCUGAUAAAGCAGCUGCAGAUUUAUUCACCGGACGUCUGGUCGUUACGUUAUAG
This is a messenger RNA of Penicillium robsamsonii, 312 nucleotides long. RefSeq names its product Polyketide synthase enoylreductase. The record is from RefSeq and is a predicted model, not a curated record. The transcript has 2 exons. Bases 1 to 312 code for a protein of 103 amino acids. NCBI's taxonomy places the organism in Eukaryota, Fungi, Ascomycota, Eurotiomycetes, Eurotiales, Aspergillaceae.